Molecule: messenger RNA, 885 nt
Organism: Exophiala bonariae
Lineage: Eukaryota; Fungi; Ascomycota; Eurotiomycetes; Chaetothyriales; Herpotrichiellaceae
Exons: 1
Coding region: 1-885 (294 amino acids)
Source: RefSeq, a predicted model, not a curated record
AUGGCCAAAUCACCAUACCUGGAAGCUUUGGAGCGUGAUGGCUUUGUUGUUAUCCGAUCCGCUCUUAAACCUCAAGAAGUACAAGAACUAAGAUCUUCUUGUCAGAAGGUGACAGCAAAUGCACGUGCAGGUAAAUGGCCCAACGUGCGGACGCUACCAAAGCAAUUUCCUCCUUGGAACGUCGAGGAAGGUCACAACCCAGCUGAGGCUGGAAUUUGGGGUGUACAAGGUCUGAUGCAUCCAUCGAUGCUCGAUCAUGAACUGUUUACUGCGACAUACUUCUCGGACACGUUGAUCAACCCAACAAAGGAACUCCUGGCAUGUAGCGACGACGAGUUGGUCAUGGAGCUUUUCAACCUUCUGGUCCGUCCAGACCAUGAUUUUGAGCUCCGUUGGCACCGUGAUGAUAUUUCCGACAAAGCAACACCGGAAGAGGAGCUCGAGCGACUCAACAAGCCCGCAUGGCAUACACAAUGGAAUCUGGCAUUGUACGAUGAUGCUAGUCUGAUCGUAAUACCUGGCUCUCACACACGUGCGCGUACAGAUGCAGAGCGAGAGGCAGACCCAUACGCAAAAGGCCUUGAAGGAGAGCUGCACGUACAAAUGGGGCCAGGAGAUAUUGUUUUUUACAAUAACAACAUACUCCACCGUGGGGCGUAUAACAGCGAGAAGGAGAGAAUGACAUUACACGGAAGUGUUGGACAUGUCAAGGGAGAAAGCCUCCGUGCGAGGAAUGUCCUACAGCAUGGUCUUCGAGAUUGGAUUGGUCAAUGUGAUUUCUCACGGGUGCCAGAGUCUGGUCGUGAGCGUGCAGAAGGAAUGCGAAAGCGACUCAUCGAAUUGGGUAUGAAAUCAGGCGAUGUGGGAUACUCACUGGAAGGAUAA